Colletotrichum godetiae is the source of this 3696-nucleotide messenger RNA. Its product is annotated as leucine rich repeat protein. Gene Ontology annotation, cellular component: plasma membrane; lamellipodium. The transcript is spliced from 5 exons. The record is from RefSeq and is a predicted model, not a curated record. Gene Ontology annotation, biological process: regulation of Arp2/3 complex-mediated actin nucleation; cell migration. NCBI's taxonomy places the organism in Eukaryota, Fungi, Ascomycota, Sordariomycetes, Glomerellales, Glomerellaceae. Bases 1 to 3696 code for a protein of 1231 amino acids.
AUGGACGCUGCCGCGAACCGACGGUCAAUGCUGCCUACCAUUCAGACGACACAUCAUGGAGAGCCGCACACCACAAGUAAAAGCCCGGCCGCAGAGCUCCGCAGCGUCUCGACACCAGCUUUGGGCGGCAAGAGGCGUAGUUUUUUAGCAAAGACCUUCAGGAAGGUCAGCAGCAGUUCCUCCUCGACCGACCUCGCCUCCAUGUCCGAGGAGGCCUCGAGUGGCCUCCAUAUGAAAAGUAAACGAGUUCUUCACAAGAACAACGGAUCCGGCGGCUCAAAUUCGUCCUCCAUCUUCUAUCGCCUCAACCGACGAGCUUCCAAGGAUUCUUCCGCGAGCUCGCACAUGUCCGAGGAGACACCCAACUAUCUCAGCCCUCAGCCGCCAGCGCCGGUUCCUAUCAAGAUUCUCAAGCACGGUGCCUUGAAGACUGACAGCCGGUUGUGGAAAUCGCGCGCCGAAUAUGUCGUCUUAACCGAUGGGCACCUGAUCAAGUUCAGCAGUGUCGAGUCAGCAAGGGCAAACUUUGCUGAACUUGCCCCGCCGUCUCAGCGCCUGAAGCGGUCUUCGACGUCUUCCACUUUGAGUCAGGAUGGGUCACACUCCGAUGGUCGGGUCGAAAUUCCCCUGAGUAGGAUCGUCAACAUUUUCAACGAAGAGGGUGUGAGCCCUCACUUUGGUCUGGAUGUCUGGUGGUCCGAGACUUCGCCAAUGGUAUCUUGGGCAUGCACAAAACUGUUCUUUGGAAUGCCUACUGAGCGAGACGAUUGGAUGUCGGAGAUUCGCCGUGCUAUUCGUGAGUCUGUGGGCUCAGCCGUUGUGCCAAAGGGACUCAUCCCUCAGAACGUCGAGUCCGCCAUUUACAACAUCGUUGCUACACAAGAGCCCGCGUGCCGCGGCUGCCCACUGGAUAUCUUCCCAGUCGUCCAACGCACCACCCUUCUCAGUACGAAAGCCGAGAGCAUUGAAAAUGCCAAAAAAUCUCGUGACGGAUCAUCGUAUUACUUGCUCCUUGGUCAGAACAAGUGCUAUCUUGUGCGAGUUGCUAGGACUUCCGUGUACAAAGCCCCUCAGGAUAUCGAUAUCAAUACUGUAGUCUUCGGCUUGACAUCUUUGGUCCGUUUGAAAGCGACUAUGGUUCCUCACGAGGAGCGGUUUGUUCUUGGAUUCCGACUGCCUUGUGAGAACGAAAAACGUCUUGAGCUUGCUAGUCGGUGGUACAGAGAGAUCGUCAUGACAUUCAUGAAGGCGGAUCGCGCAGUGAAGCCUGCUUGGCCUCAGCACAUGCAACGGCAUAUUUUCGACAUCAGAGGCCUAACCGCUCAAUUACUCCUCCCAACUGGUCAAGACUAUGGUGGACUCAAGCGCACGCUUGAGGCGUACUGUGCGACGUUCCAGUGUAAGCCUCCUGAAUGGACUGUGAAUUGGAAGUGCGAACGCCGAGAGCACUGCCCAGAAUUUCGACUCCUCCCUGCGAAGGAGGUGGGCGGAUACACGGCACUCCAGCUUUUGGCUGUCUUCAAAGCCCUCCGCUUCAACGACUACUUCAAGGCUUUAUCGUUCCGCGACGUCGAUUUCUCGCCCCUUUGCGGGUUGACCGACGUUCCGGGUUGGGAUGAGUCCGUGGCUGACGUUUCUCGCGAUGGACUUGUCAUCGAUCCCAUGCAUCGAGAUAUCAUCAAGACUGCCCCACUGUUAUCUCAGGAAAUCCACGCCGUUGCCUUUACCUCUGGUUCUGUCCGUAAGAUUGACUUGACCAACGUUCUGGCAUCACGGAACAUUGUCGGUGUUUCGCGCGCUCGUGCCGGUACCAAAAAGGACCCUGAGGUCGUUCGCCCUAUCCUUUUGCUGCUCAAGACUCGCAGCACUCCUUGUGACACUUUGCUGGUUGGCGGUAACCCUCUGACGGCGGCUGAGGUUGACGAUCUUGUGGGCGUUCUUCAUAUUCCCGAUGUUCUCAAGGAGCUCGAUAUCUCCAGAUGCAAUCUUGAUGAGAGAAGCUUAGAGGAGGUUUGGGAUGCUCUUCCCGCCCAGGGAUACAAGAUGGAGGCUCUCAAUACUUCUCGCAACAUUGGACAUGUGGACCACAUGGCCGUCAAGCAGAACCUGGCUCAUUUUUACUGCUUGCGAAAACUCGGCAUUGCAGGAAAUUGUCUCACUCAGGCGAAGGAUACCAUCUUCCUCGACGAGACUAUCAUGGGAUGGGGUCUUGAGGAGCUGGAUCUUUCAAACAUCAACCUCAACGACGCCACAUUGCAAGUGCUCGCAGACUACUUGAAGUCUUCACAAGCCGAUUACCUUCGCAGGCUUGACCUCAACAACUGCGCAAUGACCGGUACCCAAAUCGCCACCCUAUUCCGCAGCAUGGGUGAAGCAAGAGUGAUUACUUGCUCCAUCAGCGGCAACUAUCUUGAGAACGGCACGGAAGAUUUGGUAUCUGCAAUUGUCGAAAACUUCGGACCGACGUCCCUUUUCAUGGAUAUGGUCGAGUUCCAAAACGAAGAAAACUACAUCAAGCUGAUCAAAGCGCUCUCGCUCAACACCUCGAUCCGGCUGCUAAGCCUGGUAGGAACUUCGACCCCUGGACAAGUCAGUGAGGACGCCUGCAUGGCUGUCUCAGAGUUCUUUGCCACGAACAAGUCGGUCCAAUACCUCGACUUUUCCGGAUUCUCCGCCAAGCUCGACGAGGGUCAACUCGGCCUGGGUUUCUCGCGCUCUCUAUCUGGACUUGCCGAGAACAAGACGCUACGUCACCUCCGAAUCCGGAACCAGAAGUUGAACUUGAACAUUGGUGAUCUGGCACAUGCGAUCCAACUCAACCAGACCCUUACCACUCUCGAUGUACAGGAGAAUAACUUCAAUCUGUCCAACUUGUCACACAUGGUCAGAUCUCUCGAUCACAAUAGCUCCAUCCAGGAGUUCUGCCCAUUUUCUCGGUGCGAGCUCAGCCGGGCCAUCAAGUUCAGCGUUCAAAACGUCGGCAUGCCAACGAGCCAGCCCACGUCGUCUCGAGCCCGCCGCGCGUCCAAAGUCCUCUCUAAGGCCACGUUUGACAACUUUGCCAUGGAAAUGGACAAGAACAACGCUCUUAUGGAGAAUUUGAAGGACGAGUGGAGUGUCAAGACUGCUCAGAUUGAACGUCUUCUCGAGAGAAAUCGAACCUUGAGUACUGAAAAGGAGAUGGCGAUUAUGCAGUGGGAUCCUCAAGUGGAAGGCCAGGAGGACUGGAUCGCCCUUGAGCUCGGCAACGUCUUUGGAGGCCUAGCCAUCAAGGCUAUGAAGACCCGACGCAGGAUUAUGCAGCCUGGCUACCGUGGCAGUGUUUACUUUGGCGCAAGUACUCCGCCUCUAGAGGGGAUGGAAGAGUUUGGUGCCCUGGCAGCUCCCCACCAUGUCACUCGCGAGGAAGUCAUGGAAAGCCCCGCGACAGAGGUUGCCAGCGGUUCCUCCGGCCUUCCCACCCCUCCCGAAUGGGCUCCUACUGAGAGCCCUGUCAAAGAAUACUCUAUUGCGUCCAGCGCGCCACCGUCUCGUGAUGCACCUCGCAUUAUCGAUGAGAACGCGGACGAGUUCGACCUUUCUCUUCUCAAACAUAUGAUACAGCAUGGAUUCAACCUCGACGAUUCGACGCAAGGCCAGGACCAGGACGUCGGCAGGAAAGCGGGGCCCUCAGUGUCGACCACGAGACUCAGAUGA